AGCAUUACUUAGCGCCGAGCCGCAUGUUCUCGCAGUUUCCUGUGCCACUGCAAGAAAGACAGCGUGAGAUUCCGCGGCUUUACUCAAAUAAAAUAUUAGUUUGAAAGAAAAUUAGCGUCGCAAAACAGCAGAGAUGAGUCUCCUCAACAAGCCCAAGUCUGAGAUGAACCCCGAGGAGCUGCAGAAGCGUGAGGAGGAGGAGUUCAACACAGGCCCGCUGUCUGUGCUCACACAGUCCGUCAAGAACAACACGCAGGUCCUCAUCAACUGCCGCAACAACAAGAAACUGCUGGGGCGUGUCAAGGCCUUUGACAGGCACUGCAACAUGGUCCUGGAGAAUGUGAAGGAGAUGUGGACCGAAGUGCCCAAGAGUGGGAAGGGCAAGAAGAAAUCCAAGCCUGUCAACAAGGACCGCUACAUCUCCAAGAUGUUCCUGAGAGGAGACUCUGUCAUCGUGGUGCUGAGGAACCCGCUCAUCACAGGGAAAUAACACGCCACCCACCCACCCCCUUCCCCCUUUCGCAGCUUCACAAACCUGCAGGGUUAUAGCAAUGCAAGUACGACUCCUAUUGCAGAGCGGUUUUGUAUUAAUUUAGUUAUUUAGCUUUUAUCCAAAACCAGUGAGUGAACUGUGCAUCACAGCUGCUGCUGCAGAGUCACUUACAAUAGGACCUGGAUUUUACUACCAACUUGAUUAGCUCCACUCCCAGUAAAACCAGGAGUGGAUCAAACUGUUAUGCAAUGGGAGUCUUUCUUCCAUCCCUGUGUUAGUUUCCAACCCUGAUUCAGACUGAGCUCUCUCAUAUAACCUGCAUGCUGACCCCCAGGUGAGGGGCUGUAGAGCUGAUUGGAAGAAUUCACCGCUGCUCCCUUUACUGCUGCUCUCCAUGGAGACUCACUUUCUUAACAAUAAAAACCACCUGAUUGCCAGUCACUAUUUGAAGGUGUUGUGUGUUUGUGUGCGGGGCAGCACUGCAUGUUAAUGGGGUACAGCUUUGUGGAGAGCAGCAGUCCUCACACACUGAAGCAGCUGUUUCAAAGGGAGGGGCAGCACAGACAACGGCAUCGCCCCUGUCCUGGGUGUCAGGAGGGCGCUCAGUCUGAGUGAUCGGUUUGUGCAGCUCUAGCAUUCGCGUGGUUAACAGUGCAGCUAUUUCAACAGAAGUAGUUGUUUCCUCUUAGUUCAUGUAACAUUAAGCUUUUUUUUCUCAUUAAAUGCCUUUGUGAAUAGAUCCUGCGCUCUGUUCUCCAGUUUCCAGAGUAGUGUGAUCCCUGAUUAUCACACAUUUUGAAAUCUCUUUUCAGUCGGUGUGUUCCGAUGUGCGAGAAUCUCAUUUUCACCCCGAUGUUAAUUUCAGAAACGCAGCUUUCCUCCCUGUCCCUAACCCUGGGGGCUGUGCAUUCAUACACACAUUUUAUAGAGCAUAUACUAGAUUUUGUUGAUCACAUCGUAAUGUAUUCAAAACUGCAAUUAUUAGACACGGCACUGCUUCAGACAGCACUCAGACCUGUGUGUAAGUGUUAUAGAAACCCAGUCCUGUAUUGAAUGAAUUCCUCACCUCCUCACAGAGGCAAUGUUGGUGAAGGGAACAUGCAGAUAUCCUACAAUACAGGCUGUACCAGCAAAAGGGGUCCCAGUUCUUCCAUAGUGUAUUUUUAAACUCAAUACCUGUGAAUGAUUGCUUGUUUUUUUAUCUCUCAAUUUUGUACAACAGAAAAAUAAAAAACGAAACUAUACGCAAUACCUCAAGAACACCAUAUGUUUGUGGAUUGUUUUUCCUGUGCACAGAGGGACUGUUGUCACAGAGGUUAUUAAUCUGUUUUAUUGGAGGGAAUGUUUGGGAGUCAGGAUGAGAGAGAUGAGUUAUAAGGGUGCUUUAUUUCUGAAGCAGGAUGUGUAGAUUUUUUGAGUUUGAUAUUUGAUAUGUGGUGUCUGGAUGCAGUGUUCCAUGCAACAGCUUUCACGGUAGCUGGAGGCAGAGUCUGCUGUGUUUCCAUUAGAGAGAGGGGGAGGAUGGUGGUAAAACCAGCGCCCUACUGCAGUAGAAUUUGUUUUUUUAAACUGAGUGACACGUUUUUCAAUGUUGAAACCGUUUUUGGCGCUUUUGUUUUUCUAAUAAAAAAUGUACUCAA
Polyodon spathula (Mississippi paddlefish) is the source of this 2133-nucleotide messenger RNA. Its product is annotated as small nuclear ribonucleoprotein Sm D2. Gene Ontology annotation, cellular component: catalytic step 2 spliceosome; U5 snRNP; precatalytic spliceosome. The record is from RefSeq and is a predicted model, not a curated record. Gene Ontology annotation, molecular function: RNA binding. Gene Ontology annotation, biological process: RNA splicing; spliceosomal snRNP assembly. Bases 134 to 490 code for a protein of 118 amino acids. Lineage: Eukaryota; Metazoa; Chordata; Actinopteri; Acipenseriformes; Polyodontidae. The transcript is spliced from 3 exons.